Molecule: messenger RNA, 1513 nt
Organism: Drosophila eugracilis
Lineage: Eukaryota; Metazoa; Arthropoda; Insecta; Diptera; Drosophilidae
Product: p21-activated protein kinase-interacting protein 1-like
Exons: 3
Coding region: 106-1440 (444 amino acids)
Molecular function (GO): protein binding
Source: RefSeq, a predicted model, not a curated record
UGGCGUUGCCACUCCGUUGACACACGUGUUGAGCGGAUAAACAAAUUCUUUAACUGUCGAAAUCUUCGCAACCGAAGCAUCCGAAUAUUGUAUAAAAAAUCAGCCAUGCCGCCGGACAUCGAGAUCAUAGUUGGCACCUACGAGGAGUAUUUGCUGGGCUACCAGCUAACUGCAACGCCGGACGACGACAAACUGCAGCUGAAACAGACUUUUGCCGACAGGUCUCAUGCAGGAUCUAUUAAAUCAGUGGCUGUCCAAGGACCCUGGGUGGCCAGUGGCGGCAGCGAUGACCGUAUCUUUGUCUACGACAUGCGAACACGGAAACAGUCACAGAUCUUGCUUUCACACGCGGGUACAGUGAAUACACUCCAAUUCUCGCCAGAUCUGACGCACUUGCUCUCUGGCAGUGCCGAUGGCCAUAUGAUUGCCACACGUGUGGGCAGCUGGACAACGGAGGGAGACUGGAAGAAGCCUCAUGGCGGACAGGCCGUAACACAUAUCAGUUGUCACCCAAGCAGUAAAUUGGCGUUAUCUUUGGGCGGCGAUCAGGUGCUGAACACCUGGAAUCUGGUCAAGGGUCGUGUGGCCUACAAGACCAAUCUGAAGAGUAAAACGACGCUCGGUAGCCAACCUGAUUGCUUGUCUUGGUCCACACAGGGCGAUCACUUCACGCUGAGCGGUCCGUUGUGCGUGGAAAUAUGGGACAUCAAGAACGCCCAUGUGGUGCGGCGCUCCAAGACGCCAGCAAAACCUAUUUGCGUAGCCUGGCUGGAUGGGAAUGAGUGCCUUUUUGGCUUGGAGAACGGAAGCAUUGCAUGGAUUUCCCUUAAGGACGACGAGGAGGAAGCUCCACCAACCAUCAUUCCUGCACAUGAGGCAAGGGUCAAGUCAAUAGCAUAUCUAAACGAAUCACUGGCAACAGUCUCUAGCUCCGGCGAAAUCAAAGUCUGGAAUGUCGACCUCGAAAAGCGUGAGCUGGCUGAGAUUGCCAGCACCAACAUGGACUGUCGACCCACUGGCUUGGGCCUGCUGGAUCUCAGCCAAUUUGGCAAUGCUCGUCCGGUGUUGGAGCAACGCAUUAAAGUGGAGAAGAAACCAAAAGCCAAAGCUGAGGCUGGGCAAUCUGCCAAGCCUGUGGCACAACGGGGAUUCGUGACCAUUGAGUACGACCAGGAUGAAAAGCAGGAGGUUGAAGAGGAGGCAGUAACUACACCCAAGUCCAAGCAGAAGAAGAAACAGGUGAAGAAGGCGCCACAGGAACAGUUACCUGAGGAAUCCUCUGAAGAUAGUAAUUCCUCGGAGGAGGAAAGCGAGGACUUUUCCGAUAGUGACAGUGACGGCUCCAGUGAUGGCGGCCACCCUAAGAAGAGGCCAACCAAACGGAAACAGCCAUCCACUCCCGUCUCCAAACGAAAAGGCAAACAGCAGAAAAGAAAAUAAAGCUAAUGUUUAAAUUUUACUCUGUUGAUAAAGUUGAGUUAAUCUAGAAAUAUAAAAAGUCGUACAAAAUUUA